Bipolaris sorokiniana ND90Pr is the source of this 1520-nucleotide messenger RNA. RefSeq lists its product as uncharacterized. Bases 282 to 1298 code for a protein of 338 amino acids. Lineage: Eukaryota; Fungi; Ascomycota; Dothideomycetes; Pleosporales; Pleosporaceae. The transcript is spliced from 4 exons. The record is from RefSeq and is a predicted model, not a curated record.
CGCGCCACAACUACCACCACCAACAUCGCCCCUCCCCGACACCUCUCUCCCCUUCUACCUCCCACACCCACCCCCCUCUUCCCCACGAAUUGCCCGUUGCCCGGAAUUUCUUUCUUCGACACCAAAAAAAGAGGCUCUGCCCCAGAUACAAACUCGCCCGCGCCCCGAGCUUCCCCCCAACUGGCUUUCGCUCCUUCGCCCAUUUCCCACCCGCCAUCUGGUCCCUUGACUCGCCAAAAAUCUUUCCCGCUGGACAGGGCCACCCACAUACCGCGCCCGCAAUGUGGUUCCGCAAGAAGGACAGCGACAUUGAAAUGUCGGGCAUGAUGGAAGCCGAGCAGAAGAAGAAGACGAAGACGAAGAAGUCCAACGGCCCUCCCGAAGAGACGGAAUACCAAAAGUUCGACUGGAAACGCUUCUUCCUCGCCCCAAAGUACAUACCAUGGCACAUAUUAUUCAUCAUCAUUGGCAUCAUUACUGUCAUCAUCACCAUCAAGCACGACGAAGUUGUAGAGAAACUACGACCAUGGUCGGAAAAAGUCCGUGAUUUGCCGGCAGGAUGGUUAAUACCUAUUGUCAUUCUCGUUAUUAUUUCCUUCCCGCCGCUUUUCGGCCACGAGAUUAUUGCGCUGCUGUGCGGUGUUGUCUACGGGCUCUGGAUCGGUUUUGCCAUUGUUGCAGCGGGCACUUUUAUCGGCGAGGUCGGCACCUGGUACGCGUUCAAAUAUGCUUUCCGCAGCAAGGCCUUGAAAUUAGAACGCACAAAUCUUAAUUACGGCGCUAUGGCCCGUCUGACGCGCGACGGCGGCUUCUUCAUCGUCCUCAUCAUCCGACUUUCCGCCAUCCCCGCACAUUUCUCCACGGCCGUCUUUUCCACCUGCGACGUCAAGUUCUGGCAUUUCGUCGUCGCAACCUUCUUCUCGCUACCCAAGCAAAUCUUCCUCGUCUACCUCGGUGUGCUGCUCCUGCAACAAAGCAAUGACGAUGUCGUCAAAACGGUCAUGUUCGGCGCCGUCUUCGUCAUCACCAUCGUAAUGGGCAUCUGGAUCUACCUCAAGAUGCGCACCAUCAAAAAGCUGUUGCUCGAAGAGCAGGAAGUGAGGCGCGUCAAGAAGGCUGAGGCCGUCGAGCUCGUGCCUAACCCUGAGAGUGCGUACCAGAGGCGAUACGACGAGGAGUCUGCGACGGAGUGGGCGCCCAUGCAGCCAAAGCAGGUUAGUAGGCCGGUAGAACGGCGGUACGAUGAAGAUCAGGGAGACUGGGCCAUGCAGCCUACACAACCAACGAGAAUGGUUUGAGAGAGGGCUUUCCCUUACUUUUUUUCCCUUUCCCCUCUUUGCACCACUUCUCUUUUCUCCAAACUCAUACUUGAGAAAACGUCUUUUUAUAUGUUCUCCGUUUGUACCAACAAAAAAGACUUAAAGAGUCGUUUUUUAUUACUUAGGAUUAUUUAGGUAUUGGUAAUGGCAUAAUGACGUAAUGAACUUUUCUUCGUUCAAUCAAAAAAAAAUUAUACAACC